AGUUUACGAUUUUUGAAACAUUUGAAACUCGUAAUUCGAUCAAUCGAUGUCCGCACGUUGAGCGUAUUCAAAUGUUUUUCUUGAAGUUCGAAUAAUAUUUCGCUGUUCGAACGCCGAUUAUUAUUCGAAAGUGAAUAGAACCCUCAGGAAUAAAGAAUAUUUCAGAUUCUUGAUUAAAAACUUUAGAUAGAGCAAUUGAAAAAGUCCUUGAGUAAUAAUGGCUGGAGUACAUAGAUUAACAUUAAGCUCCUUGCAACCAGAAAUAAAAAAUUCCUUAAUCAUUGGUAUAAUAAUCAGUAAGCAGGAAGUAAAGAUAUUCCAAGCGAAAAAUACGAGCUUCAGUACGGGGGAAAGAGGCGUGUGGAACUUCACACUGAGAGAUUCCGUCAUAGAUUUUGCCAAUGUGACAGUAUGGGGAAGCAAAGAGUACAUCGAAGGAUUGUACGCAAAUUUUCGUAUAGGACAAGUUGUUGAAUUGGUUAAUCCAAAAAUCAGUCUGCGUCAGGGCAACGACAGGGGAGAAAUGUUUGUUCCAUCUGUCUCGUCUCAAUUCAAUAUUACCCUGAAUCAAGGAACUUCAGAUAUGCACAUCCACAAUUCCCCAGAUCGGGCUAAGUACGUUAGUUUGCUCACGCUACCGACAAAAAAUCUUAAUCAAAUACAGCCGUUGGAUGCUGUUAUGAAGAAUAUUGAACAAAUGAAAAAUGAGCAUGUCGAUAUCAUGGUCGUUCUCAUGUCGAUGACUCCAAUGCGCCAGUUAACAACAAAAGAUGGAAGAGAUACAGUGUGUCGUGAUAUUGAUGUAAAUGAUGGUUCUAUCGAGGCUUCGGUGAACCUACGUAUUUGGGGAAUUGACUGGGUAGAGAGGGCAGAAUUCUGGCAAACCCGCCACACUGUCCUACUCCUAGCAGAUGUCCUCAUUACUUUCAACGCGUUCAAGAAAAAGAUGGCUUUAACAAUCGGAAGGAAAACUUUGAUUACGGAAAAUCCCAAUGUUCCUCAAGCUCAAAUCGUUAGGGCUGCGAUUCGACAUUUACCCGAACAACCUCUGAUAUCUGGAACUUCAGAAACUAACCCAAGCAGUGUCACAAAUUUGAUGACUGUGCGACAGAUUUGUGAGAAAGUGGAACACAACGAAUCCAAUGUUGAACAAGUACUGUUCACAGCUCUUAUUCAUGUAGUUAUUAACCAGAUGAAUUUUGAACAUAAAUCUGUUGUGUCGACAAAGUGUGCGCUAUGUAAGAAAUGGGUACAGCCUGAUAAGGAGUCUUGCUUGAAUCCCAAUUGUCCAUGCGGCAAUGGGACACGAACGCCUGAAAAUGUGUCCUAUUUCAACUUCAAGUUGAACGUAAGCGAUCAUACCGGACACCUCGUUGGUUGUAGAUUAAUUGGUGUUGCUGCUGAGGAUUUUCUCAAGUGCACUGUUCAAGAUUUCAAGGGAAUGUCUUUGAAAGAGCGGGACGAACUGAAGUGGCACUGUCUGCUGGAAAAGUGCAGCAUUGUACUGCAAGUUGUUGGCCCGACAGCUUCGUGGCCUUCACCUGUAUAUAAUGUCCUGUCAGUGAAACGGCUUGAAGAAAAUAUGCGACCUGGAGAAAAUGCAAGCACCAGUGGAUUAUAUUCUUAAAC
Messenger RNA from Neodiprion fabricii, 1629 nucleotides. RefSeq names its product meiosis-specific with OB domain-containing protein (gene hdm). NCBI's taxonomy places the organism in Eukaryota, Metazoa, Arthropoda, Insecta, Hymenoptera, Diprionidae. The transcript has 8 exons. Gene Ontology annotation, molecular function: single-stranded DNA 3'-5' DNA exonuclease activity; single-stranded DNA binding. Bases 218 to 1627 code for a protein of 469 amino acids. Gene Ontology annotation, biological process: resolution of meiotic recombination intermediates. The record is from RefSeq and is a predicted model, not a curated record.